UGUUUCGGGGGGACCACUGCUGCUGUACGGAGAGUGGGUCGGAGGCCGAAAGGCUGCGGCGGGCCCCUGACUCGCUCCCGUGGGGCCUGGGCAGGAGCCGAUGGCCGUGGUUCCCCGGUGGCAGCAGCGGCCGUGCCGGACCCGUGACCGCCUGUGUUUCCUCGCAGGGGACUUUGUGCAGCUGCCCGUGCCCAUCAUCCAGCAGCUCUACCACUGGGACUGCGGCCUGGCCUGCUCCAGGAUGGUGCUGCGGUACCUGGGCCACCUGGACGACAGCGAGUUCGAGGGGGCCCUGCAGGAGCUGCGGCUGACCCGCAGCAUCUGGACCAUUGACCUGGCCUACCUGAUGCGCCACUUCGGAGUGCGGCACCGCUUCUGCACCCAGACCCUGGGGGUGGACAAGGGCUACAAAAACCAGUCCUUCUACAGGAAGCACUUCGACACCGAGGAGACGCGUGUCAACGAGCUGUUCGCACAGGCCCAGGCCUGCAAGGUGCUGGUGGAGAAAUGCUCGGUGAGCAUCCAGGACAUCCAGGCGCACCUGGCGCAGGGCCACGUGGCCAUCGUGCUGGUGAACUCGGGGGUGCUGCACUGCGAGCUCUGUUCCAGCCCCGCCAAGUACUGCUGCUUCGCCCCCCGCGGCCACCGCUGCUUCUGCCGCACCCCCGACUACCAGGGCCACUUCAUCGUGCUGCGCGGCUACAGCCGGGCCACGGGCUCCAUCUUCUAUAACAACCCGGCCUUCGCCGACCGAAUGUGCAGCACCAGCGUCAGUAACUUUGAGGAGGCCAGGACCAGCUACGGCACGGACGAGGACAUCCUCUUUGUCUACUUGGACAGCUGACAGCGGAGCCGGGCCCACCCAGGAGGCCCGGCCCAGCCCCGGCUGCUGGGGCUCGGAGACAGAGCGAGGGCCUCAGCCCGUGGGACAAAGCCCCAGGGAAUUCUGGGAGGUC
Myotis brandtii (Brandt's bat) is the source of this 956-nucleotide messenger RNA. RefSeq names its product guanylyl cyclase domain containing 1 (gene GUCD1). The transcript has 5 exons. The record is from RefSeq and is a predicted model, not a curated record. Bases 101 to 844 code for a protein of 247 amino acids. Lineage: Eukaryota; Metazoa; Chordata; Mammalia; Chiroptera; Vespertilionidae.